CAGGCUCUAUUGGAAACUUGACAGGGACGCAAUUGGACUUACAAAUUCGGUCCUUCUACUAGCUCACAGCUCCCUUACACUUCUCGGCAGGCUGCACCUUGCGACAAAAGAUAAAAAUCUCUCAUGGGCCUCGACGGAGGCACUAUCGCCACGCGGAGCGAUGUGCUGCGCAGGCAGUCCUCGCGGGUAGCACAGAACGACACCUCCCGCUCUUCGCGCGGCGGCAACGCGGCCGGCAAGGUCUCGGACCCAGGCGCGGUGGAAGCGAGUGUUGCCAGGCAAACGGCCUGGAGCAACUGCGCGCUGAGCUCGCAGCCACUGCAGCCGCCGCUGGUGGCUGACGGGUUGGGCCGCCUGUACAACAAAGAAGCGGUCCUUCAGUUCAUAUUGUGCGCCAGGGACAAGGUGUCUGAGCCCGAGGCACUGCUGCAGUACGCCAACCAGCUGCGAGUGGCGGCGGGGGGGCUGGACCACAUCACCUCACUGCGGGACGUGUUCGACGUCACGCUCACAGCAGCCGAGCGCGACCGCGCAACACAGGCCGGCGGCGCCAGCAGCAGCAGUGGCGGCGGUGGCAGGGCACGAGGGGCUGGUUCGGAGGCGGUGGGCGCGGGAGGCGGGGGCGGGGGAGGCUCGGGCUGGUUGUGUCCGGUGACGCUGGUGCCGUGCGAGCGGUACCCGUGCUCGGCGCUGCGACCGUGUGGGCACGUGCUGUCGGACAAGGCGAUCAAGAACCUGCGGGGGCCAGUCGGCGGCAGUGGCGGUGGCGGUGGAGGUGGGGGCAGUGGUGCAGGAGCAGGCGGAGGAGGAAGAGGAGGAGGAGCAGGAGGAGGAGGAGCAGAGGUUGGCGGGGGCAAGGCAGCGGCAGCAGACAUGACGUGCCCGGUGUGUGGGCAGGUGUACACGAGCACUGUGCCUAUCAACGGCACGUCGGAGCAGGUGGUGGUGCUGCGGGCGGCGCUGAAGGCGGCGGCGGCGGCCAAGGCGGCCAAGCGGGAACUUGCGGCUACAGGAGCUGCAGGAGAGGAGGCGGGGAGAGGAGGCUCGAAGAAGCGCCGGAAAGGCGAGAGCGGAGAGGCUGCUUGAGUGGCGGUUUUGGGCAAUGCAUGCAGGACUUGGCGUUGUUGGCUGAAUGCCGCAGAGUCCUCGCAACUAAAGCUCGGAAGCCUGCCGGAAGCCUCAGGAGCCUAACGGGUCCUGUCUUGCCAACGCCCCUGGUCCCUGCUACGGCCAGGUGCCAACCUCCCCAGAUCUAUGUACUAUGUCCUAGGCGCAAACUCGACACAUUGCUUCGGCGUGUGGGGACGCCGCGUUGGCGAGAGCCACGGAUGGCCCUAGUACACCAUGGGGGCAUGUCGCAGGGCCUGUAUUCUCUGGAAGCUGUAGAGCUUAGGACAUUGGAGACAUGCUGUAUUGUAAAGGUGGUGAGGG
This is a messenger RNA of Chlamydomonas reinhardtii, 1431 nucleotides long. RefSeq lists its product as uncharacterized. Gene Ontology annotation, cellular component: nucleus. Lineage: Eukaryota; Viridiplantae; Chlorophyta; Chlorophyceae; Chlamydomonadales; Chlamydomonadaceae. The transcript has 3 exons. The coding region runs from base 124 to 1086 and encodes 320 amino acids. Gene Ontology annotation, biological process: mitotic DNA replication termination; site-specific DNA replication termination at RTS1 barrier. The record is from RefSeq and is a predicted model, not a curated record.